This is a messenger RNA of Heterobasidion irregulare TC 32-1, 2035 nucleotides long. RefSeq lists its product as uncharacterized. The coding region runs from base 253 to 1488 and encodes 411 amino acids. The transcript is spliced from 2 exons. The record is from RefSeq and is a predicted model, not a curated record. Lineage: Eukaryota; Fungi; Basidiomycota; Agaricomycetes; Russulales; Bondarzewiaceae.
GCGAACGACGUGAGACAAUUCACACCUUCGCCAGACGAGCCACAAAGUUCCCAGCCCCUCCUCGACGCGGAAUCCCGAAGAGACCCGGAGGAACUGCUGCGAUAUGGGUCUCAAGAGCCACUACCCCACGGGCUGUAUCUCCCCCCCUCCUCUUGCAUCCCUCCACCGCGCGCUACCAGCUACCAGCUGGACACUCCUCAGUUUUCGUCGUCCGCGCAGCCACUUCCUCACCCACAGACUCCUUUACUCCUGAUGACGCCUCCUCCGGAUUAUCUCCCCACGAGCGCUGAGCUCGUCAACACACUUCGCACUCCUACCCCGUACUUCCGGCCGUCAUAUCAAGCGUCGUCCCAGUCAUGGCCCCCUCUCCAUGUUCCAUCCACUAGCACCGAUAGCCACUGGAUGCCACUCGCUUCCACGGGGGCCCAAUCGUUCCUCUCCCAGUUCGCAGCACCCACUUUUGCGAACGCCCCCUCCUCUGGUCCCUUGAGCCCUCCGAUAUGGUACUCACAGGGACCAUACACACACCCGUCGCUGGCACCUCCCGUCCAGAUGCCAACCCCUGAUGUCUCCUCGGUCGGCCCAUCUCGUGUUCGGAGACCCCACAAGCGGCUACAGCCAUAUUAUCGAGAUGAGGGCAACUACGCACCUCCAACAUCAUUGCCCGGAUUCCUCGUCGCCGGCCCCUCUUCCCAGUUCCAGGAACCCCCUGUCGCUGGUCCCUCACGGCCUCGACAACCACGGCACCGUCACCGAUCACCCCCAGCUCCCUCCCUCCCUCCUCCUUCUCCAUACCCUUCCAAUCCCCACCAAUCAUACCCGUCGCCGCCCUUCCCCACUCCCCCUCUGCUUUGUACACCUCCCUCCCCGAUAAACCCACUCGCUUUCAACCGGGCCCAGAAGCGAAAGCGACAGCGGGCAGAUGACGAGGACGAAGACGAGGUACAGCGUCCACGGAGGAGGAAACAGGGCCCUUCACGUCCAGAGCAAAUCUCUGCGACGUGCCAGGUUGGUUGUGCCCCUCAUGGGGUCCAACCACCGCAACAUAUAACAUUUGCGAACGACGAGCCGGAGGAAGACCUCCGACCUCAAGCCGCCCCCAAACGUGUCAAUCGUAGGGUGGUGGGACCACGGAAGGCGUCAACCAGCUCAACGCCAGCGCCGAAGCGAAACCAGCCAAAAGGGAAACCAGAGGCCGUGAAGAACCGGUAUCCUUGCCCCAUAGCAGGAUGCCCGUGCGACUUCACGAGCACAAGCGACAUGAAGAGACAUGUUGGCACCGCCAGAAGCCAUCAAGGCUUCCGGGACGGAGCCGACUGGCCCGCGUUCAUAACAGAGCAUGCGCUACAAGACUGUCACCUUCUUCACUAUUGCGAUAUUUGCGACGUAGAGCGCAAAGCGUCCAUGCGAUUGGAUGCCCUCAUCCGUCAUAGAAGAGAUUCUCAAAACCACUUGGAUAAGGUCGCUGCCAGCGGCCAAAGUGCUUAGCGCUGAGUAGGCGGCUCGCGGAUGCAGGUCUCUGUCGCGGCCAGUAGUCGGAGGAGCGGGGCAGGACGAGUAGAGAGGAGCGAUUGAACGAACAAACAACAUACCCACUCUGAUUUAUACCCCUCUCGCACCCCACCUCAGCACACGCUCCCUUGUUCUUGACCUGGACGAUGGAGAUCAUUUGCCCCAUCCGCUACUGGCUCCGUCGCGGUGACGGUUUCCAUCCUGGACAGAAUGAGGAGACUCGACGUGGGGCCCUUGUUCCAAAACUAGAAUCACUUACGUUCUCGCCUUUUACCCAGCAACGCCACGCUUCUCCCAACUAUGGACAUCUUUUUUCACCUCUGACGUUUCCUCUGUCAACCUCACUCAAUUUUUCCUUUGUUCUUUCCCUUGUUCUUGCCGUGCGUUUCCGUGCACCUAUACCUACCUUUACGCCUUGUACAAUUCUUAGAUGAUUAGAAGAUUUCAUUACUGCUACUCUGCUCCGGACUCUGUUUUACUCUGCUCCACUGAUGAUCGAACGAAUCAUACUGGAUUUCUCGAC